Molecule: messenger RNA, 1278 nt
Organism: Manihot esculenta (cassava)
Lineage: Eukaryota; Viridiplantae; Streptophyta; Magnoliopsida; Malpighiales; Euphorbiaceae
Product: protein N-lysine methyltransferase METTL21A
Exons: 6
Coding region: 139-954 (271 amino acids)
Source: RefSeq, a predicted model, not a curated record
CAACCAUAGUUUUGCAUUUCCACUUAUUUCCAUUUUUUUUUAUAUGUUAUUUUAUUAUUAUUUUGUUCACAGUAAUCUUGUUAACGUGAGAAGAAAAGCAGUAAGCAGAGCAAAGGAGUGGAAAUUUUUGCAUUUGUUAUGGCAAGUGUUCUUGGUGAAUCGGAAGUGGAGGACGAUGAGAUGACAGAAAUGGGAUCCUACAGAGGGAAAGUGAAAGUGUUGAGGGACGAUCAAGAAUCCCCUGCCGAGGAGAUAAUGCUUCUCUGGGGAAUCCAACAGCCUACUUUUUCCAAACCCAAUUCUUUCGUCUCCCAAUCCUCUCUCCAACUCCGCCUUGACGCCUGUGGCCGCUCUCUCUCCAUUCUUCAGUCUCCUUCUUCUUUGGGUGCACCUGGAGUAACUGGUUCGGUGAUGUGGGAUAGUGGAGUUGUAUUGGGGAAGUUCUUGGAGCAUGCUGUGGAUUCGAAGAUGCUUAUGCUUCAAGGAAAGAAGGUUGUUGAGUUGGGUGCUGGAUGCGGAUUGGUAGGCUGCAUUGCAGCUCUAUUGGGUGCUCAAGUUGCAUUCACUGAUCUCCCUGAUAGAUUGAGACUACUGAAGAAGAAUGUUGAAGCUAAUUUGAGAGAUGGAGAUUUGCGAGGCUCUGCAGUUGUGAAAGAACUCAUAUGGGGUGAUGAGCCCGACCGAGAUUUGAUGGAACCUCUACCUGAUUACAUUCUAGGGUCAGAUGUGAUCUAUAGUGAAGAGGCUGUGAUGGAUUUGUUGGACACAUUAACGCAACUAUGUGGAUUCCAAACAACGAUAUUUUUGGCUGGAGAACUUCGGAAUGAUACUGUACUUGAAUACUUUCUAGAGGCUGCAAUGAAGGUUUUUGUGAUUGGCCGUGUAGAGCAGACACAGUGGCAUCCAGAUUAUUGCAGCAGCCGGGUGGUGUUGUAUGUUCUGACAAAAAAAUGAGUUCAGCCCGUGAAUAUUCAUAUGUGAAGAUCCUUUCGGGGCUUUCUAUACAUCUUUUGACGUCAGUGGACCUGAGCCUGACCUAACCGAUGAACUCUCUUCCUCAGAUGCAGCUUAAGAUUAAAGAUGUUUGUGAAAUAUUUGUCGAACAGGUCUUUGUGGGCUCAUUAUUUUGUUAUGAACUUAUAAACUAAGUUUUGGUUUUAUGUAAUUUUAUUUUGCGUUAAUGAUGACUGUCUGCUUUUUACUUUCCUACUUUGUUUGGUGUUAUUUCGUUUCUUUGCUUGUGUGUGGCAAUUGAGCAAUUGAGGAUACUUUGCUUGU